UCUGCUCGCCAAGCAACGGUACACCUUCACUCGAUGGCGUCAUGGAGCGGCGUGACGACGCCGGAUAUUCAACCUCCUGUCCACACACGUAUGUCAAAGAACGGCCUUUUGACCUCUAUGAUUCCUAUCAUAACUUUGUAAAAAUUGACCAGAGGGGCGGAGGCCAGUUUUUCUAUAUGGCGAAAUGUUCCAACAACAGUGGCCCUCCAUCAUGUCCUAGCUGUUGCAUUGGGACGGACACACAGAGAUAUAACACGGAAUGCAAGAAAAUCCUAGCGCUGCAACCUGCCACAGUUUGCCUCACUAGGUGGUGUUCCAGACUUUCCCGACGCUGGGUUUAUGUCGACACUGGGUGCGCCUGCUACUAUGAACUUCGUCCACCAGCGCUUGAAAAGAGCGGACUGAAUAUCGCGGACAUCGAUGAAUUCACACAUCUAAAAGACGCUGAGGUCAACGGAGGAAAAGAAGAAUAUGAUGACGAUGAUGUUUAUUAA
Messenger RNA from Candidula unifasciata, 494 nucleotides. The record is from the annotation of a GenBank genome assembly. NCBI's taxonomy places the organism in Eukaryota, Metazoa, Mollusca, Gastropoda, Stylommatophora, Geomitridae.